GACCUCUUCAAUUUGAAUUAAAACUCGGAUCGGAAAUAUGUACUCGAUCUGGACCUUAUAUAUAUUUCUAUCCGUCCUAAUUUCAUUUGGCGGGGCCCAAGAGGCUGACUACAGUCAAAGUAUAGAAAAUGAAAUGGAUUCCACCGCUGAACAGCCAAAAUGCGGUGAAGGCAGUCCUAUACCUCUGGAAUUGGACUUCAAUGUUACCGAUGCUCAAGCGAAACCUGGUGAAUUUCCGUGGACAGUAGCUAUUCUUCAUUCUGAUAGGUUCCUUUGUGGCGGAUCUUUAAUUGCCCCAGAUGUUGUGCUCACUACAGCCCAUUGGCUAUAUAAUAAGAGGGCAGAGGAUCUUACUGUCAGCGCGGGCGAAUGGGAAUAUGGAAAUGCUUUGGAAAAAUAUCCCUUUGAAGAGCAAAAUGUGACAAAAAUGGUGAUUCACAAGCUAUUUAACCUAAGAACUAGCGCCAAUAACUUGGCCCUUCUCUUUCUGGAGGAAGAGUUCCAAAUGACGUAUCGUAUUAACACCAUCUGCCUGCCCAAAGAGAAGAGAUCCCUCAACUCCACCCGCUGUUUGGUGGCUGGCUGGGGUAAAAAAGAAUUCAAGGAUAAACAUAACACUAGCAUCCUGAAGAAAGUCGAUCUUCCACUGGUGCCCAGGGACGUCUGCCAGGAUCAACUGCGAAAAACUAGAUUGGGCAAAUCCUUUACUCUACCUUCGGGGCUCAUUUGUGCCGGUGGCGAGGAGGGCAAGGAUGCCUGCACCGGCGAUGGCGGAGGAGCACUCUUCUGCCCCAUGGCCAAGGAACCGAAUAGAUUCGAGCAGAUUGGCAUUGUCAACUGGGGCGUGGGAUGUAACCGGAAAAACGUGCCUGCCACUUACACAGACGUUUUUGAAUUCAAGUCGUGGAUUCUUAACCAGACGGCGGGUCCCGUGGCUUUGCCCGAAAGUAAUUAGUUUAGUUCUUAAACAUUUUUGAAGGCUUAUAAAUGUAUUUUAUACAAAUGUGUUUUUAGUAAAAAAAUUUUAAAUAUAAAAAUAAACUUAUUUUUCAUUAA
Drosophila biarmipes is the source of this 1056-nucleotide messenger RNA. RefSeq names its product phenoloxidase-activating factor 2. Gene Ontology annotation, biological process: proteolysis. The record is from RefSeq and is a predicted model, not a curated record. Bases 38 to 955 code for a protein of 305 amino acids. The transcript has 2 exons. Gene Ontology annotation, molecular function: serine-type endopeptidase activity. Lineage: Eukaryota; Metazoa; Arthropoda; Insecta; Diptera; Drosophilidae.